This is a messenger RNA of Tachyglossus aculeatus (Australian echidna), 1430 nucleotides long. RefSeq names its product tektin 1 (gene TEKT1). NCBI's taxonomy places the organism in Eukaryota, Metazoa, Chordata, Mammalia, Monotremata, Tachyglossidae. The record is from RefSeq and is a predicted model, not a curated record. Bases 169 to 1377 code for a protein of 402 amino acids. Gene Ontology annotation, biological process: cilium movement involved in cell motility; cilium assembly. Gene Ontology annotation, cellular component: nucleus; microtubule cytoskeleton. The transcript has 8 exons.
CCGGGGAGCUGCCGGGGGCGCGUUCAGGGACACCCCUCCCCCGACAAACGCCCCUCGGAGCCAAGGCAGCCCCCCUCGAUUCCCCGGGGUCUGGCCAAAUUGGGGAGCAGCGCGCCGAGGCCCAUCUGUCUUUCUUCCGGCUUUCGUUCAGGACAUUGGAAGAGUCCAAUGGCCAGAUUACUGCAGGUCCCACCCAAGUUCCUGACCCCAGAGUGGCACAUCGCUAACAAGCACCAGUAUAAUGGUGCGGAGUCUCAGAGGUGUAGAUCUGAACGCCUCGUAGCGGAGAGUCAGAGGCUGGUGGAUGAGAUCGAAAAGACAACUCGGAGAAGUCAAAGUGAUGUCAACAAGAAAAUAGAGCAGAGACUCGAGGAAAUAAAGUUCUGGAAGAAAGAGUUAGACGACAAACUUGAGCAGCUCGUGAACGAGACAGAGGUGCUGCUGAAUUUUAAGACGAGAUUGGAGAAAGCCUUUGAGAAUUGUAAAGAAUCCUUGUUCAUUGCUCAGCAGUGCCUGACAUACAGGGAGAAGCGAGUGGGAAUUGACCUUGUCCAUGACGAGGUGGAGCGAGAGCUGAUAAAAGAAGUUGAAGUCCUGCAGGCGGUGAUGAGCCUGUUGGAUCGCACCCUGGAACAAACAUCGGAGCAGAUCAGGUUGAACCGAGCAGCUAAAUACAAUCUCGAAAUGGAUCUGAAGGACAAGUUUACGGCUCUCUCCAUCGAUGACUUUUGCUCCUCCCUCACAAACAACACCCCCGACAUCCAUUACGCAUCGAACACAGUGAAGAUUGAGCCAAAUUCUGUGAGUUUUGAGGAUUGGGUAGAAUUCUCCGAUAUAAACGUCCAGAAAGCUGACAAGCAACGAAACAACUCUUUGACCCUCGAGGCUUUGAUCGACAGAAUCCUCUCCCAGACGACACAUGAUUUGCGUAAACAACUGGACACAGUAAAUGUUGCUUUUAAGAACAGAGUGAAUGAGACAAAAGAUGCAAAGAAUAAACUGGUGAUCCACCUUGCCAAGGUGAUGGAUGAAAUAGGGUCUCAGGAGAGAAACAUCGAGGCCCUGCGGAAGGCGAUGGCGGACAAAGAGGGCCCCUUGCAAGUAGCCCAAACCCGGCUGGAGGCCCGGACUGGCCGGCCCAACGUGGAGCUGUGCCGCGAUGCUGUCCAGUUCAGGCUCAUCCGCGAGGCCCAGGAACUCACCCACAACAUAAACAGAUUAAAGGAGACACUGGCUCAGGCCGAGGUUGAGCUGAAGGGCCUAAACCGCAGGCAACUUUUACUGGAAGAAGAGAUCCAGGUCAAGGAGAACACACUCUACAUCGAUGAGGUGUUGUGCAUGCAGAUGAGGGAGUCCAUGUCUUAUGGCGAUUUCUGAAAAACGCUCCGGUUGCAACCGAAAUCAGGACAAUAAAAAUGGAGAAAUUAUUA